AUGAGCUUCUUCCACGCUGGCAAGAUUCGUGUAAUGUUGAUUGGCGGGGGAGGGAGGGAGCAUGCAAUCGCUUGGUCACUGAGCAAGUCCCCUAAGGUCGAGUUAAUCAUUUGUGCUCCUGGCAAUGGCGGUACGGCUCGCGGAUCAACCAAGAUUAAGAACUGCGACCCUGAUAUAAAGGCCACGGAUCUUACAGGACUGUUGGGGGUUGCUGAAACCCAUCGUGUGGAUCUGGUUGUUCCAUGUUCUGACUCAUCCAUCAUAUCCGGAGCAGUGGACUUCUUUGAAACCCGGGGGUUCCGAGUUUUUGGACCUUCUAAGAAAGCGGCGAAGAUCGAAGGUUCCAAGAGCUGGGCGAAAGCCUUUAUGGAACGCCACAAGAUACCUACUGCAAGCUAUCAAAGCUUCUCAUCACCAUCUGAAGCUAGCUUGUUCCUGCAAAGCCAGUCAACAAGCAGACAUGUUGUGAAAGCAUCAGGCUUGGCAGCAGGAAAGGGUGUGUUUCUUUGUAACACAAAGGAGGAAGCCGAAGAUGCUGUCAACAAGCUCAUGGUUGAGCGUGUUUUCGGCGAAGCUGGAGAAGAAAUCGUCAUUGAGGAGUUCCUGGUUGGUCGUGAAUUGAGUGUCACCAUAACCACGGAUGGAAAGGUAUGGAGGCUGUUCCCAGUCGGACAAGAUGCACAGAGAAUAUAUGACGGAAACCUUGGACCUAAUACAGGCGGUAUGGGAGUUUGUAUCCCAUCAGACUUUUUCACUGUCGAGGAAAUUCAGCAGACGAUCCUAGAACCAACCAUCCGGGGUCUCGAGAACGAAGGCAAGUUCGUUGGGUUUAUCUGCACUGGAAUAAUGCAGACUGUUGAUGGCCCAAAGCUCCUGGAAUAUAACGCCCGGUUUGGUGAUCCCGAGGCACAAGCCUUGUUUCCACUCCUAGACGAUGCCUCAGAUCUUGCAGAUACAAUGAUAGCAUGUACCGAGGCGCAGCUGGAGCGAGUACACAUGGAGUUCCAGCCAAAGGCCGCCAUUUCGCUAGUAGUGGCCUCCAGUGGAUAUCCGGGGGCGUAUCGAGUAGGUGAGAUCAUCGACUUUGGAGCAUUGCCGCAAGAUGUGUUCGUCUUCCAUGCAGGCACCUCGUGGGCAGGAGACCGCCUCGUGACUCAAGGUGGGAGGGUUUUGGCGGUGGUUUGCAUAGCCGAUUCCACAGAAGAAGCCAUCAAAGGAGCUUACAGCGGCGCCCGAGAGAUCAUCUUCAAGGGGAAAUAUCUAAGGACGGACAUCGGUCAAAUUCUCUCUUCGUGGUAA
This is a messenger RNA of Fusarium odoratissimum NRRL 54006, 1299 nucleotides long. Its product is annotated as phosphoribosylamine-glycine ligase. Gene Ontology annotation, molecular function: ATP binding; phosphoribosylamine-glycine ligase activity; metal ion binding. The record is from RefSeq and is a predicted model, not a curated record. NCBI's taxonomy places the organism in Eukaryota, Fungi, Ascomycota, Sordariomycetes, Hypocreales, Nectriaceae. Gene Ontology annotation, biological process: purine nucleobase biosynthetic process. The transcript is spliced from 3 exons. Bases 1 to 1299 code for a protein of 432 amino acids.